UAUUCUGCUCCUGGUGGCGUCUACGCUCCACCACAAAUGACUCCACCAAUGAUUCUACCACCCACUGAGCUAUACGGAACAAUACCUCGUGCCACGCUCUUGCCUCGCAAUGGCCCAAUGGCACCAGUGCAGGAUCCAAAAGAUCUCCCAUUCCUUGAUCCAAAUCGAAAGCAGGAAACACAAACGAGAGAAGAACUGAUUUAUUAG
Molecule: messenger RNA, 207 nt
Organism: Strongylus vulgaris
Lineage: Eukaryota; Metazoa; Nematoda; Chromadorea; Rhabditida; Strongylidae
Source: the annotation of a GenBank genome assembly